Molecule: messenger RNA, 189 nt
Organism: Racocetra persica
Lineage: Eukaryota; Fungi; Glomeromycota; Glomeromycetes; Diversisporales; Gigasporaceae
Source: the annotation of a GenBank genome assembly
GCCUCGAGUUGAGCAAGUUCGCUCACGAAUUAUGACCAUCGCCUCAAGGGAAAAACUCAAGUUCAAUCAACCAAAUAUCGUUGAUGAGAUUAUCACGGGUGCGAAUGCCGAUAUUCGACAAAUUUUAAACAGAUUGUCUUCUUGGAAAUUGUCAAACGAUAGCAUUACUUAUGAUGAGGGCAAGGCUUU